UACUUGAGGUUGGAAAUGACCGUACCAUCAAGGAAUUGGUUGAUGUGCUUAAUAUUGACUGUCGUGACAAAUGCUGCUUGUUUGGCAACCGAUUCUGCCCAGAAUUCAAACUGGCAAAAUUCCAUAGAAUCUGUUGCUAAACUUAAAAAUCCAGCCAUUCCAUUACUUAAAUACAAACGCUCGCCUACCGACGAUACGGAAGCAACAACCAGCCAAUUGAAUUCUUCUGUCAUUGAGCAAUCCACUUUUCCGACCGUCUACCGAAACCCGGAAGAGAACGCUACUGGCUCUAUCUAUUACGACCUCGUGCAAUUGAGAAACAAGUACUACCCCAAGAUCAAAGAUUUGAUGCGUUACGUCCAAAAUUUUGAGAAUGCGGCGUCCCGCGUGCGCGAGAACUCGCCCGGAUUAAAUCACAUUGCCGAAAGGGUAACUGACGUCAAAGCAGCUAUUGGAUUCCUCCUUUCUAUUCCGUUAAUAAUAUGCUGCAGUGCCUAUUUCUUAAACCUGCUCGUUCUCGGUGGCAUUGUCAUUGGUUUUAAUGGCUGGGAUUUGGGAACUCUGGGUCGCAGACGAAUGUUACGCGACUUGUCUGCCAUAAACAAUCAGAGCCAAGUUUUUGAUUUCGAUCAUCAUCUGACAUCUGAUCAGUCCAUGACCCUUGCUUUAUUGGUUGCUCGCGUGGAUAGCGUGCUCAGCAACUACACCCUUUCUUCCGAGGGUGACACACAGUCCAUCCGCUUUGUUGAACCGGCCGGAUGACUAUGGAGUUCCGCGUGAGGGCCGCAUUUUUUUGUUGUUGAAAUCUUACAGUUAAAACUGUUGUGUUGUGUGUCCUAUUUAUUAUACAUUCCUGUUGAACGACCGAGUCCCGCUGAAUUUAGACCGCGUCCUAGAAAUCUACUACGUUUUUGUUUUUUUAUGUAAAUGAACUCGUGAUUGUGACUUGCACCUUGAGUGCUUUGUAUUCGUGUGGAAGCGAUGGCCUUUAUCAUUCCUAGAAAUUUUGAAAACUGUUCCACUUUUUUAUUAUGUCUUGCAUUCUUCUACGAAGUAAUGUAUUUUCAUAGAAGAAUAGUCAAUCGAUUGAACUCGAGGGAAAUUGUUUUAGCGUUUAAUUCUUUUGUCAUUUUACGCGAAUGUCGUAAAAUUUUUAAUAGCGAGGAAAUAAAGUUGGCUAGGGAAAAACAG
Messenger RNA from Daphnia carinata, 1191 nucleotides. RefSeq lists its product as uncharacterized. Bases 16 to 762 code for a protein of 248 amino acids. The record is from RefSeq and is a predicted model, not a curated record. The transcript has a single exon. NCBI's taxonomy places the organism in Eukaryota, Metazoa, Arthropoda, Branchiopoda, Diplostraca, Daphniidae.